GAGAGAACCAGCACAACAGGUGCAUUUCACUGUGAUUUUCUCAUUAAGUGUCCUCAAUAUCAUUGUGUCAAAGUGUUGUGCACAUAACAGAGGCCUGACAAUACAAGAACAAGAACACAGAGACGCCUGACAGCUUCAGAUUACAACUCAGAGCCGAGCGAGAAGCGUGAACAGCUUUCCACCUGAGACGGACACAUAAGAGAGCAACGUCAGGAAUCAUCAUGACGGAUCAAAUACGCAGAGUGGCAUCCAAAGACGGCCAUAAUAACGUCAAGAUUGACAAUGUGGAGGGCAUGAUAAAGCUCUUCUUACACGACAUCUGGACCACGGUGGUGGACAUGAAAUGGCGCUAUAAGAUCACUCUGUUCGCCUCCACCUUUGUAAUGACCUGGUUCCUGUUUGGAGUCGUUUUUUAUCUUAUUGGUCUGAGGAACGGCGACUUUGAUGCGGACCAGUCAUCCAAUCACACGGCAUGUGUGAUGAACGUGGAAACACUGACGGGAGCAUAUUUGUUUUCUCUGGAGACCCAGACCACCAUUGGCUAUGGGUUUCGUCACGUAUCUGAGGAAUGCCCGCUCGCCAUAUUCGCGCUGGUAGUUCAGCUGGUCUUCACGGGCCUGGCGGAGAUCUUUGUGACCGGAGCCUUUCUGGCCAAGCUGGCGAGGCCUAAGAAGCGUGCGGAAACCAUUAAAUUCAGCCAGUCGGCAGUGGUGUGCAAGCGCGAGGGCGUCUGGUGUUUGAUGGUGCGAGUGGCCAACAUGAGAAACAGCCUGCUGAUUCAGUGUCAGCUCUCGGGCAAAUUACUGUCGCCCUACGUUACCCAAGAGGGCGAGAAGACCCUCAUCCACCAGGCCAGCUUAGACUUUCAUCUGGACUGCAGUGACGAAUGUCCGUUCCUUCUCAUGCCCCUGACCUUCUGCCACCUCCUGGACGACAAAAGCCCACUGGCCGGUCUCACAGCCGCCGACCUACCGACCCGAGAGUUUGAGUUGCUGGUCACUCUAAACGGUACGAUGGAGUCGACCGCGGCCACCUGUCAGAGCCGAACGUCUUACGUGCCGCAGGAGAUCCUGUGGGGUUAUGAGUUCAAACCUGUGCUUUUCAACACGCCUGGGGGGAAGCUGGCUGCCGACUUUAACUUCUUUGAUAAAGUGCAGAUGUGCGACGAGCCAUUGGCUGUCCAGAACAACUCUGAGAAACUUCAGCUGGAGGAGAAAUAUAGACAAGAGUGAAGAAUCCACUCCAGAAAACCAGAAUCAAGACUGAAAAAAAUGAAAUCAAUCUUCAGUUAGUAGAUUAAUGAAUUACUCUUGUGAUUAGGGUUGCAAAAUUCUGGGAAUUUUUGAAACUUUCCAUGAAAAUUCCAUGGGAAUAUAUGGGCAUUGUGGCACAAUGAUAGGGUUGCAAAGAGGCGGAAAGUUAAUGGUAAAUUUUCUGGUAACUUUAUCUGGGAAAUUUUAGACAUAUUUCAAAUUGGAAACUUAACAGGAAUUUAUGGGAAUUAUUUGAACAUUUUAGGAAUAUAAACUAUAUCAUAUACAAACAUAAAUAAAAAAUUGGUCAUAAGCAGACAUGCAUGCAAGGUUAAAAAAAAGACAUUCAAAAAAUAAAAAAAUGACCCCAAACUUUUGAAUGUUUACAAAAUAUUUUUAUUUUAAAUAAAUUGUUAUUGUUUAACUUUUUAUUCAUCACAGAAUUCUGAUACUUACACUCAUCAAGUCUGGAUUUAUUUGAUCAAAAUCUUUCAGAAAUCAUUCUAGUAUGUGGUGUGUUGUGUGCAUGUGACUGAUGAAUGUGCGGGGUAGAAAUUCAAUUGAAAUUGCAUUAAAUCUUGUUGUUUUAAACUAAAUUAUACUGCAAGAUUUUUAACUACAUUUAAGUUCCCUGUUAUAGGGAACUAUAUUUUCAAAAUCCAGUUUAUUCCCAUUAAUUCCCUUAAAUUUCCAUAUAUUGCCGUUAAGUCCCAUAUAUUCCAGCCUUUAAAAUUCCUGUCAUUUUGCAACCCUCCACACGGAUGAAGACGAGUCUGAUGUGGAGAAAGCUAAUGUUUGUAUGUGAUUGUAUAAAUUACCCAAAAUGUACAAAUAAUUUCCUUUAAUUCCUUACAUUUCCAACUUGAAAUAUUUUGAAAAUUCUAAUUAUGAUUUAUAAGUUCACGUUACUUUAAGGAUCAUUAUGGAAAUGAAAGUGUUGAUCUGUAUUUAAACGUAAGUCUGUAAUAUAAACAUUGAUGUAUAAUGUCAAAUGUGAUUCGUGUUUCUUCUUCAAUAAAAACUUGACUGAU
Messenger RNA from Misgurnus anguillicaudatus (oriental weatherfish), 2284 nucleotides. RefSeq names its product potassium inwardly rectifying channel subfamily J member 15 (gene kcnj15). Gene Ontology annotation, cellular component: plasma membrane. Gene Ontology annotation, biological process: regulation of monoatomic ion transmembrane transport; potassium ion import across plasma membrane. The record is from RefSeq and is a predicted model, not a curated record. Gene Ontology annotation, molecular function: inward rectifier potassium channel activity. Lineage: Eukaryota; Metazoa; Chordata; Actinopteri; Cypriniformes; Cobitidae.